Macadamia integrifolia is the source of this 801-nucleotide messenger RNA. RefSeq names its product mitochondrial pyruvate carrier 1. Lineage: Eukaryota; Viridiplantae; Streptophyta; Magnoliopsida; Proteales; Proteaceae. Bases 208 to 531 code for a protein of 107 amino acids. Gene Ontology annotation, cellular component: mitochondrial inner membrane. Gene Ontology annotation, biological process: pyruvate import into mitochondria. The transcript is spliced from 5 exons. The record is from RefSeq and is a predicted model, not a curated record.
GUGUGAGUCGUCACUCGUGUGAGGCUUCUUAGUAAGAUCCCCUCAGAGGGUAAAGCGGUCCAAAGGAAAAGAAACAGAGAAGGUUAGAAGUUAGAACCAGGGUGUAGAGGAAGACGGUUAGGAGUAGUGACUUCCCCAGCGGUUCCUGAAUUCUUCCUCUUGUUUCUGUGAAGUCCUAUCCAGGUACCUAAGAAACAAUCAGUCUAAAUGUCAGCCCUUCGAGCUUUCUGGAACAGCCCAGUGGGUCCUAAAACAACUCAUUUUUGGGGCCCUGUUGCUAAUUGGGGUUUUGUUGUUGCUGGAUUGGUAGACAUGAAGAAACCCCCAGAGAUGAUAUCUGGCAACAUGACUGGAGCAAUGUGUGUUUAUUCAGCAUUGUUCAUGAGGUUCGCCUGGAUGGUGCAACCCCGCAAUUAUCUUCUUUUGGCAUGCCAUGCCUCCAAUGAGACAGUGCAGCUCUAUCAGCUUUCUCGUUGGGCAAAGGCUCAGGGGUACUUGGACCAAAAGAAAGAGGAAGCUAAACAGCAGUAGCUUGUAGAUGAUGCUUCUUUCCCCCUUAAGUGAGGAUGGGCUCAUGCUUGAUCUUCUGUAGGCACUCUAUAUGGAUGGGUCUUGCUUCUCUUUUAUAGAAAAUUGGUCUGACACAUUUUGGGUGGAAUCGGAUUAUUCAUGAUAUGGCCCAUUUUAUUAUAUAAAUUGUGCUUCUUGUAAACGUUCAAAUUUUGUUUGGCAUGAAGGGUGAACCAUAACUAGAGAAUUCAUCGGAGAAAAAUAAAGAUGACCAUGCUCUUUUCAGCCUCA